Messenger RNA from Aspergillus ruber CBS 135680, 480 nucleotides. RefSeq lists its product as uncharacterized. The transcript is spliced from 2 exons. NCBI's taxonomy places the organism in Eukaryota, Fungi, Ascomycota, Eurotiomycetes, Eurotiales, Aspergillaceae. The coding region runs from base 1 to 480 and encodes 159 amino acids. The record is from RefSeq and is a predicted model, not a curated record.
AUGAAUUUCCUCAUCGAGGCCCGUUUCGACCCAACCAAAUUGACUAUGACAUCAAAAUUGAACGACCAAUUGAGCUCGGAAAACGAUCAGCGGCACAAUGAUGGGAGGAGUGUCACUCUGGUAAUUAACCGGUGCUCACCCGAUCACCCUGAUUUCGGAUUUGAUGAUCCUAGAGGUAUUAGACUUGCCACCAUCACCAGCCUGUCGAAGGAGGGCUACACUCCUGUCGACCAUUAUUCACUGUCAAAGGUGGCGUAUAAAAGAAAGACCAUAUUGGUGCUGACAAACCUCGCCGCAGAGAAACUAGAAGCCGGACACAACAACCACGGGAGCAGCAUCCCAAUUGACAGCUCCACUAAGAGAUCGCCCAGCACAAACAAGAACCGAAAACUCUGCUCGCAGGCACCACCAUCAUAUUCCAUUCUCACCCUUGUCUCCUCCGAUGUUGCAUUUGGUGCUUCCUCCAAGGCACUCUUCUGA